GAAGUUCACAGGACCCCGCGAAAGAACCGAACCAACAGUCAAUUCAAAAUUUCAAAACAAACCCGAGAUUGUUGUUCAGACACGCAAUGUUUUUACUCUGACCUAGCUGGCUGUUACAGACGCAACCCAGUUCUUCAUUUCAAAACAGCAGUACGAUGGACGCAGAUGAAAAGCACGACUCCAGCAGAAAUGAUAAAUCGGUGGAUACUCCUAAACCGCCUUCAAUCGAGGAUUUCCUCCUUUUGAAGCCUAUCAGCCGGGGAGCUUUUGGCAAGGUUUACCUUGCACGGAAGAAGUGCAAUUCGCGAUUAUAUGCCAUUAAAAUGACAAAGAAAGCAGACAUGGUUGAUAAAAAUAUGAUGGGCCAGAUGAAGGCGGAGAGAGAUGCACUUGCUUUGAGCAAAAGCCCCUUCGUGGUUCACCUGUUUUACUCCCUUCAGACAGCCACCAAGAUCUAUCUGGUAAUGGAAUACCUCAUUGGUGGAGAUGUCAAAUCUCUGCUUCACAUCUAUGGAGUGUGUCUUGGUAAUCCGUCCCAUGUGAUGUGA
Perca flavescens (yellow perch) is the source of this 548-nucleotide messenger RNA. RefSeq names its product serine/threonine-protein kinase greatwall-like. Gene Ontology annotation, molecular function: protein serine/threonine kinase activity; ATP binding. The coding region runs from base 156 to 548 and encodes 130 amino acids. Gene Ontology annotation, cellular component: nucleus. Gene Ontology annotation, biological process: intracellular signal transduction; peptidyl-serine phosphorylation. The transcript is spliced from 4 exons. Lineage: Eukaryota; Metazoa; Chordata; Actinopteri; Perciformes; Percidae. The record is from RefSeq and is a predicted model, not a curated record.